AUGUUUGGAAACAUUGACACGAAACGGAACUCGGUUCUGAUUCAACAUCUCUCGACGACAACGCCAACAGAUAGGAAUACCUGGGGUAGCGAUGAAACUAUCAAUAAGAGUGCCGGCGACGGUAUGGGGAGUUUACAAUAUGAUAAAAUGGCAGCAAGCUGGAACGCAAAUAUGUAUAUUGAUCCACAGGAGGGAAUACAGGCGCCGAGGUUUUGGUCUUUGGCACAACAUGCUAAAAAUAUGCUGGCACCCAGUAUUAAAACUCAGCUUGAAAAAGUAGCAGAAUCGGUAGCACGUUUAUGGAGUGUAUCCGAUCCGGAUUUAUUUGAAACUGGGUUUUUUGUGGGUCCACGUCUUUUUGUGUCAAGACUUCGUCAUGGAACAUUAAAAGCCGCAAACCUUGAAAAUAUGUCAGUGGCUGGUUAUGUGUCAACAGCUUCGUGGGGAGAAACAUGUCCACAAAGUGCCACGCCAGUAAAAUGUCUUUUGGCUAGUGAUUCCGCAGAUUUUGGUCUAUUUCUAGUCAUAGAUAAAAGUUUCCGUGCACCAAGUUAUCACGAGUUACCUGACCAAUCAUUGCAAGAUAUGUUGAAAUCACUUCAUUAUGGGGAUACAGUUGUUGCAAUCUCUUUCAAUGGAACACCGGAUAGAAAUCUACUGGAAGAACGUAAUGAUCAAAGAUAUGCCGAAGACAUCGUCCCAAUUCUCCAUCCGAACGCAAAAACCGUCGCAUCCGGAUAUAUCGUCGGACUACCAGCCAAAGACGACGAGUCAAAUGACUCGAAUUUUCGUAUCUCGUCGAGUUUAUGGGUCGGGUCGAGUGGCGGUCCUAUCUUCUUGUUGAGGGGCGGGUAUAUUCAAUUGAUUGGAAUGGUAUCACUCUACGCCGGAGACAGAGAAGGAAACGAUGCGGCGCUACUAUUCGAUUGGCAUUACAAUAGAAUGAAAGUGGCCAUUAAACGAGCUCAAGAACAGAAUUUGAUGGUAUGCUGUAAUGACGAAUUACCAGUAAUUCGAAAAAUAGAAUCAAAGCCGAAAAAGAAAAUACGAAAAGAUGUGAGAUUUGCACCGUUACCAAAACCUACUCCGCGAGUGAAAAUACCACCUCGAGAUGAAGAUGAUCCUUAUAAUCAGAACAUAAUUCAAUCUCCAACAACAAUAACGUCACCUGAUACAACGACAUUACUAACAAAUACUCCGAUAAGAAGACCUCCG
Messenger RNA from Ambispora gerdemannii, 1215 nucleotides. The record is from the annotation of a GenBank genome assembly. NCBI's taxonomy places the organism in Eukaryota, Fungi, Glomeromycota, Glomeromycetes, Archaeosporales, Ambisporaceae.